CCAUACACGUCAUUUGAAUUCAGUAACUGAUAAAACAAAGAAAACUUGUGCAUGUUUGGGUUUGGGGUUUUUCUCUCUGAAAAGACCGAAAGUCCAAUUUUUCUCUGAAAGAAAAACAAAGAAGGAGAGGGCCACUUCAGUGUCUAAUACAAAAGGUUUGGGUUUUUCUUUGGCCCACCAAUAAAUGAAAGUCCAUCUUAACCACCUUGGCUUUUAUCUUUUCAGCCAAUCAAAAACUAAAGGCUGAGAAAAAAACUUGUGCAAGAGCCGAGCGGAGACCAUAAUCAUCGUCGUAUAUUUUGAAUUUUUUCCCAUCCAUGAAUGAAACCAAAGAUAAGGAUUUAAGCCGCACCCUUCACUAUUCCCUCUUCUUCUUCUUGUGAUGAAUAGGCUCUACCACCAAACAACACCUUGGGCUUUUCUCUGAUACUAAUUUUUUUUAGUUCAGUUCUGAAACUUUUCCCCAGAAAGCUUUAGCUCUUAAAAGCAUUCAUGUUCUUGCAGGUGAAAAUACAGAUGAAACACUUAUUUUAGUGCAGACUGUACUUUAACUUUAGCCAUUCAAGUUAACAUGACUCCCGUGAUCCCAUGUUCUAUUAACAACGUUACACUCAUUCCCGGAGCUGGCUUUUCAGUAAGGAAGAACGCUAGUCUAACAAGAUGCAGAUCGUCAAGGAAACACACAAGAUAUGCUUUACCCUCACAAAGAUUUAUCCUACCUCUGUCAACCUGUGUUACAUCAUUUCCACCAUACAGAACAGGGUAUGCUUUACAUAGAAAACCAGGAAUCCGUAUAUCAGCCACAGGGACUGAUGUAGCAGUGGAGGAAUCUGAUUCUUCUCUGACAGAAGUUUCAAGUGGAGGCUCAGAAAUACAAUUGGAUGCAAUUGAAACAAGCGAAAAACCGACUAGCAAAUCAGAUUCUAGUCCUGCACCAACUCAGUCCAAACGAACAAGACCUGUUAGGAAAAGUGAGAUGCCACCUGUUAAGAACGAGGAACUUAUUCCUGGUGCAAUGUUUACUGGGAAAGUAAGAUCGAUCCAACCAUUUGGUGCUUUUGUUGAUAUUGGAGCUUUCACAGAUGGAUUGGUGCAUGUUUCCAGGCUGAGCAAUAGCUUUGUUAAGGAUGUCGCAAGUUUUGUUUCUGUUGGCCAAGAGGUGAAGGUGAGGUUAGUUGAAGUAAACACUGAGAGUGGGCGGAUAUCUCUUUCCAUGCGUGAAAAUGAUGAUGCUAGUAUGCGCCAGCCAAGGAAAGAUGGUCCUGCCACUAUUGAUCGGGCAAGGCCUGCCAGGAAGAAUGCUUCACGGUCCAGCCAGAAAAAGGAGGAGGUGAAAAGCUCAAAAUUUGUCAAGGGACAGGACAUAGAGGGCACUGUGAAGAAUUUAACUAGGUAUGGUGCUUUCAUUUCUCUUCCUGAGGGAGAAGAAGGAUUCUUGCCCACAUCAGAAGAAUCUGAUGAUGGAUUUAUGAGCAUGUUGGGAGACUCAUCACUUCAGGUUGGCCAAGAAGUCAAAGUCCGUGUGUUGCGCAUCAAAAGGGGACAAGUAACCUUGACUAUGAAGAAAGAAGAGGAUGAUGACAACUUGGACUUACAGUUCAGCCAAGGUGAGGUGCAUGCUGCAACAAAUCCCUUUGUAUUGGCUUUCCGUAAGAACAAGGAGAUUGCUGCAUUUUUGGAUCAGAGAGAAAAGUCAGAGAAAAUAGAGGUUCAACCAUCUAGCAAUGAUGAAGAAAUGGCCACUGUCUCUACUGCAGUAGAUGAAAUGGUUGAAAAGGAAACAGAUACAGUAGCUGAUAUUGCAAACAAGGACAAGGAAACCACAGAAAAGGAAACAGAGGAGAGUUUUGAAGUUUUGUCUGCAGAAAGUAGUGCAGAAGUUCCCUUAGUGGAUGUGGUGGAAAGUGAUGAAACAGCUGGAUCAACUAGUGAAAUAAUUGAUCAAGUUAUGACUUCAGAAAAUUCAGUAGUUGAUGAAGAUUCCACAGCAAAAGAUGAAGUACAAGUAGAAACACACCUAGCUGGGGAUAAAACUCCUUCUCCUGCAUCAGUUCAAGAUGAAGAAAUUGGAGCUAUCCCUAAUGAACAAGUAGAAACACCCCUAGCUGAGGAUAAAACUCCUGUUGCAUCAGUUCAAGAUGAAGAAGUUGGAACCAUUCCUGAUGAAAAUGGCUGUGUUGCCAGCACUGGUGUACAACCUGAUGUUCCUGAUCCCAAAGAUUCCAAAGUGGAAAACAAUGUAAGUUCUGAUCCAUCUCAAGAAUCGGCUGAUGAUCAGAUUAAGUCUUUGGGAAGUGAAGCAAUUGAAGAAGCAGAGAAUCAAGUUGAGGAUACCAAGGAUGAAGUACAGAUAGAGAAACCAGCUCCUAAGAGCGAAAUUUCUUCUACUUCAGAAGUUGAAGAGGCAGAACCUGCAUCUCGAAAGAAUGGCGAGGUUACUGAUUCAAAUGGCUCCACCCCUAAGGAAAAUGUGACUAAAGCAGCAACUAUAUCACCAGCUCUUGUAAAGCAGCUCCGUGAAGAAACAGGAGCAGGAAUGAUGGAUUGCAAGAAAGCGCUCUCGGAGACUGCAGGGGACAUUGUUAAAGCUCAGGAGUUUCUCCGCAAGAAAGGCUUGGCAAGUGCAGAAAAAAAAGCCAGUCGAGUCACAGCUGAAGGAAGAAUAGGUUCUUAUAUUCAUGAUAGCAGGAUUGGUGUCCUAGUAGAGGUUAACUGUGAGACAGACUUUGUCUCCCGGGGUGACAUUUUUAAGGAGCUUGUUGACAAUCUAGCCAUGCAGGUCGCCGCCUGCUCUCAAGUACAAUAUCUUGUUCCAGAAGAUGUUCCUGAGGAGACUGUAAUCAGGGAAAGAGAAAUAGAGAUGCAAAAGGAAGAUCUCUUAUCAAAACCUGAGCAGAUCAGAUCAAAGAUUGUUGAAGGGCGGAUAAGGAAGAGGCUUGGGGAGUUGGCUUUACUCGAGCAGCCAUACAUUAAGAAUGAUAAGGUGGUGGUGAAAGAUUGGGUAAAGCAGACUAUCGCAACCAUUGGAGAAAAUAUAAAAGUGAAAAGGUUUGUGAGGUUCAAUCUUGGAGAGGGACUGGAGAAGAAAAGCCAGGAUUUUGCUGCUGAAGUGGCUGCCCAAACUGCAGCAAAACCAGUUUCUACCACUGGAAAAGAGCAAUCGGCAUCAGUGGAAGUCAAGGAAACCGAUCAGAAACCAACAGUAGCUGUUUCUGCCGCACUUGUUAAACAACUACGUGAAGAAACAGGGGCUGGGAUGAUGGACUGCAAGAAAGCUCUGUCUGAAACUGGAGGUGACCUCGAGAAGGCUCAGGAAUACCUUAGAAAGAAGGGUCUUUCAACCGCUGACAAGAAAUCCAGCCGACUUGCUGCUGAAGGCAGAAUUGGUUCCUACAUUCACGACUCUCGGAUUGGUGUCUUGAUUGAAAUCAACUGUGAGACUGACUUUGUUGGUAGAAGCGAAAAAUUCAAAGAGUUAGUUGAUGACCUAGCAAUGCAAGUUGUGGCCUGUCCACAGGUGCAGUUUGUAUCCAUUGAAGACAUACCGGAGAGUAUUGUGAGUAAAGAAAAAGAGCUUGAGAUGCUGAGAGAAGAUCUUGCAUCAAAACCAGAGAACAUUAGAGAGAAAAUCGUCGAAGGGAGGGUCUCAAAGAGGCUUGGAGAGCUAGCCCUUUUAGAACAGCCGUUCAUUAAGGAUGACAGUGUCUUGGUUAAAGACUUGGUGAAGCAAACUGUUGCAGCACUUGGAGAGAACAUAAAAGUCCGAAGGUUUAUUCGAUUUACUCUUGGUGAGACAAGUGAAGAUACUACUAAAACAGGAACUGAAGCAUGAACUUCCAUUAAUGAUAUCAGUGGGAAGCAUUUUGAGUAAUGGAGGUGACUGAGAUCCGGUUGGGGGUAGGAGUUAAUUUUGGACAAAGAGAAUAGUCUGAUUCUUUUUGUAUGUGAUGAAGCAGCAAGUUUUCAAUGUAGUGGUCAUCAUUGUAUGCUUUAAAUGGGAUCCUAAGGCUACUUUUGAUUUUGUAAGAUGAGAAGUGUCUCUUUUCCAAUUUAUUUUUGCAAAAUGGAAAUACUGUAAUGAGCAACGACUUAUUGAAUUAACUCAAAAGCUGACCUGGUACAGUGGUACUUGUAAGAGAACAAAGCUGACUAGGUACAGUGGUACUGGUAAGAGAACAGAGAUGGGUCCAGGAAAAAAACUUAAACCACGCUGGCUUGGGCCACACUUUCGGAUUACCAGCCGUUAACCGUAAGAGAGAAUUACGACCCCAAAUAAGAACAUUCCGGCCUGUUGGACACUAAAAAUCAGAUGUUGUAUACAGUAAUAGUUAUUACUUAAUUCCUGAGAACGUGAAUU
This is a messenger RNA of Durio zibethinus, 4357 nucleotides long. RefSeq names its product polyprotein of EF-Ts, chloroplastic-like. Gene Ontology annotation, biological process: mitochondrial translational elongation. The record is from RefSeq and is a predicted model, not a curated record. NCBI's taxonomy places the organism in Eukaryota, Viridiplantae, Streptophyta, Magnoliopsida, Malvales, Malvaceae. Gene Ontology annotation, molecular function: translation elongation factor activity; protein binding.